GUGGCACGGAAUAUGAGAGUAGUAUUGCUCGGAUAUGCUCUCUCUCUCUCUCUCUCUCACCCACCUUUUGUACAGGGCAUGCCAACCUACCUUUCCUCUGCUAUAUAAAGGACGCCUAUCUGAAGGGCUGGAAAUCUCAUCAGUCCAUCUAUCUUGCAACCCGACUCCAUUCCCUCUCUCUCAGCGCAAGAACUAGAUGGAGUAUUCCAACUUGCGACGCCAGGCUGCUUAUAUGAAGAAGAGUCUCUUUGAUCAGGGAUACUUGGAUGAACAAUUUUAUCAGCUGGAGGAGUUACAGGAUGAUGUUAGCCCUAAUUUUGUGGAAGAAGUUGUAACCUUGUUCUUCAGGGAUUCAGCCAGACUGAUCAGUAACAUUGAGCAGGCUCUGGAUAAAUGCCCCCAAGAAUUCAGCAAGUUGAACGCAUAUGUGCAUCAGUUAAAGGGUAGUAGUUCCAGCAUUGGUGCUUCUAGGGUGAAGAAUGAGUGCACAUUGUUCAGACAGUAUUGCGACGAAGAAAAUCUUGAAGGAUGCCUGAAAUCAUUUCAAAAGAUGAAGAGGGAGCAUGCUGUUUUGAGGCAGAAGUUGGAGUCAUAUUUCCAGUUGUUAAGGCAAGUCGGUCCUGCGGAAAAAGCCACUCGCCCCAGCAUGUAAGAUGACAUAUUGCUAUGGUAUGCAGGAGUUCAGUGAGGUCUUAAGCACAUAUAGAAGUCUAUUUCCAAUGUAAUAUAAUCUAUGUUGUAAUACCUUGAACUAG
Elaeis guineensis (African oil palm) is the source of this 755-nucleotide messenger RNA. RefSeq names its product pseudo histidine-containing phosphotransfer protein 5. Gene Ontology annotation, cellular component: cytoplasm; nucleus. Lineage: Eukaryota; Viridiplantae; Streptophyta; Magnoliopsida; Arecales; Arecaceae. The record is from RefSeq and is a predicted model, not a curated record. Gene Ontology annotation, biological process: cytokinin-activated signaling pathway; phosphorelay signal transduction system; phosphorylation. Gene Ontology annotation, molecular function: histidine phosphotransfer kinase activity; protein histidine kinase binding.